Messenger RNA from Babesia microti strain RI, 2478 nucleotides. RefSeq names its product ribonucleoside-diphosphate reductase subunit M1. The record is from RefSeq and is a predicted model, not a curated record. The transcript is spliced from 4 exons. Gene Ontology annotation, molecular function: ribonucleoside-diphosphate reductase activity, thioredoxin disulfide as acceptor; ATP binding. Gene Ontology annotation, cellular component: ribonucleoside-diphosphate reductase complex. Gene Ontology annotation, biological process: DNA replication; deoxyribonucleotide biosynthetic process. NCBI's taxonomy places the organism in Eukaryota, Apicomplexa, Aconoidasida, Piroplasmida, Babesiidae. The coding region runs from base 1 to 2478 and encodes 825 amino acids.
AUGCAUAGGAUUGACACUAACAUAGAGGUUGAUCUACCAAUCACUAAUUCUUCGACCAAGACUAUGUUUGUGGUAAACCGGAAGGGUGAAGAUGAACCAGUUAGUUUUGAUCAAAUUUUGCAUCGUAUCCAAAAGCUAUGCUAUGGCCUUCAUCCAAUAGUUGAUCCCCCUAGAGUGACUAAGAAUGUCAUCAAUGGGAUGUACUCAGGUAUACCAACAUCUCAACUUGACGAGCUUGCCGCACAAACUUGUGCUUACAUGGCGGCAAAUCAUCCGGAUUUCUCAAAAUUGGCUGCCAGAAUCAUCAUUGACAAUCUUCAUAAGAAUACUUUUGACAACAUUGAGUCUGUUGCCAAUCUACUUUACAAUUUCAAGGAUUCUAAUGGCAAUCAUUCCCCGCUGUUGAAUGAUAAAGUGUACAAGUUUAUCAUUCAGCAUAAGGAUAGGAUAAACAAGGAAAUAGAUUAUGAUAUGGAUUUUCAGUACGAUUAUUUUGGAUUUAAAACACUAGAGAGAUCCUACCUAUUACGUGUAAAUGGGAAGAUUGCUGAAAGGCCUCAGCAUCUUCUCGUCAGAGUUGCUUGCGGUAUACACUCCAAUGAUAUUGAUCGUGCCAUGGAGACUUACAAUUACAUGUCCAAGAAAUUAUUUAUCCACGCCACUCCCACACUCUUCAACUCUGGAACUAAAUUUCCUCAAAUGUCUAGCUGCUUCCUUCUUGAUAUUAAGGAUGAUUCUAUUUCUGGUAUUUUUGACACCCUUACCCAAUGUGCACUCAUUAGUAAGACAGCAGGAGGGAUAGGUUUAGCAAUACACAAAAUACGUGCCUCCAGUUCAUACAUUCGCGGCACAAAUGGGCAUUCCAAUGGGAUUAUACCUAUGCUCAGAAUAUUCAAUGAUACUGCUCGUUAUGUUGAUCAGGGAGGGGGAAAAAGAAAAGGUUCAUUUGCCAUCUACCUAGAGCCAUGGCAUGCUGAUAUUUUUGAAUUCCUAGAUCUACGAAAAAACCAUGGUUCAGAGGAGUCAAGGGCUAGGGACUUGUUCUAUGCAUUGUGGAUCCCAGACCUUUUCAUGAAAAGGGUUGAAGCUAAUGAAAACUGGACUUUGAUGUGCCCAGAUGAGUGUAGAGGACUAGAUCAGGUUUGGGGAGAGGAAUUUGAAAAAUUAUACACUAGUUAUGAGUCGAAAGGCAUGGGUCGCAAAACAGUUCCCGCGCAAACCCUUUGGUUUGCUAUCUUACAAUCGCAAAUUGAAACAGGAACUCCUUACAUGUUAUACAAGGACGCUUGUAAUUACAAGUCAAAUCAGAAGAACAUAGGUACUAUUAAGUCUAGCAACUUAUGCUGCGAGAUUGUGCAAUAUACAUCUCCUAAUGAAGUUGCAGUGUGUAACCUCGCUUCACUAGCAUUGCCAAAGUAUGUAAACACUAAAACUCUCGAAUUUGACUUUAAGUUAUUACAUUCUGCUUGCAAGAUACUUACUUUCAAUUUGAAUAGAAUUAUAGACGAGAAUUAUUACCCUGUUCCUGAGGCUGAAUAUUCUAACAAGAGACAUAGGCCAAUAGGUGUAGGAGUUCAGGGAUUAGCUGAUACUUUCAUGCUUAUGCGCUAUCCUUUUGAAUCUCAGGAGGCCCGUGAAUUGAAUGUCAGAAUUUUUGAAACAAUUUACCAUGGAUGUCUCGAGGAAUCCGUGGAACUUGCUAAGAAAUAUGGCCCUUAUGAAACAUUUGAGGGAUCACCGGCUUCACAAGGAUUACUCCAAUUCGAUCUGUGGAAUAGAAAGGUUGACGACAAUUUUUACAAUUGGACAGAGAUGAAGAAGGAUAUCAUGAAAUAUGGCCUUAGAAAUUCACUUUUAGUUGCUCCUAUGCCUACUGCUUCUACGUCACAGAUACUAGGAAACAGCGAAUCUUUUGAACCUUACACUUGCAAUAUUUAUUAUCGUCGCGUCCUUUCUGGCGAAUUUUUCGUUGUAAAUCCCCAUUUAUUGAAUGAUUUGGUUCAAUUGGAUCUCUGGAAUGACCAAAUGAAACAAAAAUUAAUUGCAUAUAAUGGAAGUUUACAAAACAUCGAUGAAAUACCACAAGAGCUAAAGAAUCUGUACAAAACCGUAUGGGAGAUCAAACAGAAGGCGAUAAUUGACAUGGCAGCCGAUCGCGGCGCCUUCAUUGACCAGUCUCAAUCGCUGAACAUUUACAUGGAACAGCCUACAUAUGCCAAGUUGUCUAGUAUGCACUUUUAUGGCUGGAAGAAAGGACUAAAAACUGGAGUAUAUUAUUUGCGCACCCAACCCGCUGCCGAUGCCAUCAAGUUUACAGUAGAUAACCAAAUCGUAGCGCUGACAAAGAAUUUCACCCUAAACAAGUCACAAUCAAAUGUAGGUGCUAAGUCAGAUUCGCUUAACUCUCCCAUUAAAAUUGAGGCGAAUAGAUGUCAGCUUUCUGCUGAUGAUGGUUCAUGUUUAAUGUGUUCAGGCUAA